CCUGAAAGAACGGUCCUUUCUCCUCUGGCGGCAGAACUGGAUUUGCUCCCAGUUUUUUUUAAGGCUGCACGUACACCGCUCCUCUGCAGCCCUGAAGCAGACAGCCUGGUUCCUCGGACGUCAUAUGAUAAGGCUGGAGCAGAGCCAGCAGGGCCCCCGUUUGGAGAGGAGGACCCAUAUCUCCGUCAACGCGCGCAGCCAGGGCCCCCUUUAUCUCUACAAGGCAGGGAGGCGUAUCCUUUUCCCCUCUCCCACUCCCCUCCACAUACCACUCUGACUCUCCCUCUCACCCGUGCACUAACUACACACCAACCUGCUUCAGACGACGCCCCGACGCCCAGGAGAUUUCCACGCAGGGCGAGCCCGUCGUGCGUCUUUUCUCGCCAUCCAUCGGGGUCUUAUCGUUAUUGCCAUUACUGUGCGCGCUCGGGCUGCCCGUGGCAUCACCUCAGCAAUAACAGAAAGGGUGCCAGCCACAAGAAGAAGAAGAGGAGGAGGAGGAGGAAGAGGAGGAGGAGGAGAGGAAAGGGGGGUGUUAGAGUAUUCGGCUCAGAAAUAAACAAGAAGACACCCUGUUUGGAAGACGUCCGUGGCGGGAAAGGGAUCUGCAACUGAGAUGGCUGAGGUGUCACAAGAGGAGAGACUCCAGGCCAUCGCUGAGAAAAGGAAGAAGCAGACAGAGAUUGAAAACAAGAGGAGGCAGCUGGAUGAUGACCGACGGCAACUCCAGCAUCUCAAGUCGAAGGCACUGAGGGAGCGCUGGUUGUUAGAUGGAGCUCCAGCAGAGGAGGAGACUCAGAAGCGUCUGCAUGAGGACGAGGUGAAGACCAAGCUCCUGGAGCAGGUUAUCCUCAGGCUGGAGCAAGAGAUAGAAGAACUGGAGACAGACGCUCCAGCCAAAAAGGGUGUGGCCAAAGAAAAUGGAGGCGAGAACGGAGUAGUGCAGAGCUCCGGUCAGACCCCCAAGAGAGAGGUGACAGGGAUUGAGGCCAAGCUGCUGGGUCCCAGUCCUGACCAAGCCAGCGCGGACAACCCCGUCACCCUGGUGUUCAUGGGCUACAAGACCGUGGAGGAGGAGCAGGAGAGCCGCACGGCUUUGGGAAUGGAAGGGGUGGAUGGCAACGUGAAGGCCGAGUUUGUUGUCAUCGAGGAUGGGGAGGGGAAAGCGGGAGGGGAGGCCGCCACAGAAGAGCAGGCUCCACCCAACGGGAGCAUGGCGGAGAAAGAAAAGGCCAACGGAGGCGGGGAGGAAGGGGAGAAGGAGGAGGAGGAGAAGAAACAGACCUGCAAGUGCUGCACGGUCAUGUGAGCUAUGUGUGUGUGCAUAUGUGUGUGUGGGUGUGUGUGUGUGGGGGGGAGUGCACACCUGCACCUGUGCAGGCAUGUGUGCCCUUUGCAUGUGUCUGUAAUUGCAGAUGUGUGUAACUUUGUGUCUGUGUGGGAGAGCGCGCGCGUGUGUGUGUGUGUGUGUUUGUGUCGGGACUGGAGAAAAAAGAAAACAAAAAAACGAAGUACAGUCACACAGCCAAUAUACCAACAAUGAGAGCCAAAUACAAGCUCCAGCUACAACAACAAGAACCACAAAGACUCAUAAGUACACUUUUCUCUGUAUACUUUCUCUGAUAUGUAUUUGACUUUUGAUUUCUAUUGAUAUUUUUCUAUUUUUCUGUCUUGACAUUUAUAUUGUAUUCAGUAUGUAUAUCUUUAUUAUGGGACUGUGUACUGUAAGUUCAUUGUUAUUAUUGUUGGAAAAAAAGAAAAAUGUAUUAGCUCUCUGGAUUGUACUGCUACCCACUGGGGGGAAAUCUGGAAACUUUAAAAUCAUUUAACAGCAAACUAUGAAGGACACAGAUACUUAAAUAUAUAUAUUUCUCUGUGUAGGCCUACCAAUUAUUUAUCAGUCAAUUUCAUAUUGCAAUAUUGUCUAAGAUAUUAUUUUAAAUAGUAUUUUAAUAUAUUGAUAUGAAAUUAUGUUUUAUACAAUGUAUUUAUUGUUUUGGGUUCUCUAUAUCAUCUCCAACCAUUAACUGCAUGUAAGCUUGUAAGCACUACCAGAUUCGCGUUACAAUCAUUAACAAGUGUCUGUGCUUUCUUAGACUCAUAUGUGCUCAUAUCUUUAGUCACCUAUCAGUAACAGUUGUUAUAAGUGGCAGCGUUAGAGAUGUGCAUUCAAAAGAAACCUACAGCACGGAGACAAGAGGCCAAUUAGAGCAGUGACCAUAUCGCAAACCGCACUAGCUUCUCAUAGAUACUAUAUGUGACGCACGUACAUGAAGAUCACAGCUUUUUGUAUUUUUUAAAUAAGGACAGAUACACUUGCUUUACAAUCAACAGAGUCACGAUGAAACCAUCGCGCGACGAUUAGAGGCGCUUCAACGAUUUUGUUCUCUCAACAGUAGGAAUCAAUGUAAAUCUUAUGAGGUAGCACUGCAUGAAGCCUUGCAACUGUUUUGACUGUCUUGUCACUUGUUAGGUCUUAAUUAUACGCUAUCACGUUCACAUGAAUGUAAAAAUCCAGGGGUUAAAUUGGGAUUAGUUCUACCAUAAUAAAAAGAGGCGGGCUCAGCUCAAACAAAAAAAAAAAGAAAGAAAAAGAAGAAGCUUUUUUGUCUCUUUAUGAACCAAAUAAAAGUCUGAUGAUGCUGUAAUUUCA
Epinephelus lanceolatus (giant grouper) is the source of this 2653-nucleotide messenger RNA. RefSeq names its product paralemmin 1b (gene palm1b). The record is from RefSeq and is a predicted model, not a curated record. Gene Ontology annotation, biological process: regulation of cell shape. Gene Ontology annotation, cellular component: membrane. Lineage: Eukaryota; Metazoa; Chordata; Actinopteri; Perciformes; Serranidae.